Caenorhabditis bovis is the source of this 276-nucleotide messenger RNA. Lineage: Eukaryota; Metazoa; Nematoda; Chromadorea; Rhabditida; Rhabditidae. The record is from the annotation of a GenBank genome assembly.
AUGGAAAAAAUUAUCAAAAGCGACAAGGUCAAACAAGAAAUGUUCAACACACAAUUUUUGAUGGCCGUCGUUCUCGCCGUGACGAUCUGCUGCUUCGUCAACGUCGCCGACGCGCAAUGGGGCUACGGCUAUCCGGGAAUGGGCUACGGCGGCUACGGAAUGGGCGGCUAUGGAAUGGGCGGCUAUGGAAUGGGCGGCUACGGAAUGGGCGGCUACGGAAUGCGACGAAUGAUGAUGGGACCAAUGAUGGGCAUGGGCAUGUGGGGCAAGAAGUAG